CCCACCCCCCAUCCCCCUCCCACCCACUCAAGGCGCAGUUGCAUGGAGUUUUUAAGCUACGUUGAGAUCCAGGGGAUGGGCUUCAUUGGGUGAAAUGAGAGAGAGUGUGUUGGGGGGCGGAAACCAAAGGAAAGGUAAAAGGGGGGCACUCUGUCAUCUAGCUGCAUGGUACAGGAGCAACCUGAGCAGCAUCAGAGCCGGUGAGAAUGAUAUCAUCUUGUUGUUCAACGGAUCCGUCAGAGUCCGACCCCCCACGUCUAGGCUGAUCUUGGCAGAGAACUGUGGGAGUUCAACUGAGUCGUUGGAAUACAUUGUGUCCAUCUAGGCGCACUAUCCCAUCAGCGGCGUUAACAAGGAAGGAAUUCCUCUAUCACAGCUCCCACAACAAAGAAGAAAGGGAGAGGAGCAGAGCCGGUGGGAGGAGAAGUGAGCUGAGGGGAGGGGUGCACUGUGAGGGGAAAGGAGGAGGACAUUGUUUCCCUGUGACUGUGGGCAACGGAAAAGCAUGAGUUAUCAGGACAUGUGCGUGAUUGUGUUUAGAAAGUGUGUUUGUAGGUGAGCAUUCAACACAUUUACGCAAAUGUGUUGAAGUGAUUUGAGUGUGUAUUCAAGAGAGCAUGGAUGUGUUGGUGUGCACAGCCUUCAGUUUGGGAUGUUGGAACUGGGAGGCCACUCAAAGGAUGCUCAGACAAAGCUUUUUUUUUUUUUCCACAACCUCUUUGAAUGCUGAAUGGGGACUGACUGGAUUCCUUUACUCAUGCUGUUGGUCCCUGGUAGAGGGUAGCUAAAGGUGAUUCUCCAUGCAUGGCCGAGGGCUCUUACCUCAAUCAUUACCUCAUUAGCCUCCGGGCUGAAGGAUUAUGGGUAACCUCGUAAGCCGGCCCAGCUGCCUAGGCCAAAAGUCCAAGCAAGUGCGAUCGGAUGAAGACUUCCUGAAGGAGUGCUACCAUCGGCGAAAAGAGAGGCAGCUUCCUCAACAUGGGCAGGAUAAGAACAAGGACAGCGUGACGGAGACAGCAAAGGAGGAACAAGAACUUCAUCACAUGAGGGAGAAAGGAGCUCAAACACCAAUUUCUGACAAACCUCUCCACAGCUCCCCUGCCUCAACAAUCAGGAGUACCAGUACUUUGGAUCGUGCCUGGCAGAGCACCCCCUCACCUAUAAAAACAUCACGCAAUGGGACACUGACGAGAAGAACUGUGCCCCCAGAGUAUUCGAGAUCUCCCUUGGCUUGUCCUGACAAGACUGCUGCAGAGAGAAGGACUAGUUUUCAGAGGAGAGACUCGAGAGAAGGGAGUCCGUGGUCCUGGAAGACUGUGGCAUCACGGGAAGUGACAGAAGUGACAGAGGUGACAGAAACUAUCGUGACUGAGAUCGUGGAAGUAACGGAGUAUCCAACAGGAGAUAAGUCAGGGGACCCCAUUAUCACAAGAACUGUUCGAGUCCUGAAUGGAGUUGCCCAGGAACUUGCUGAGCUCCAAGGUGAUGGACACUCAAGCUCAGAUCAAGAUUCCUGUGUGGAAAAAUGGAAGUGUCCAUUGGCUCUGCGAAACAUAUCUACCGAUUCCGAGACGAUACUUCAAAGUUUGGAAGCCUUGCUGACAUGGGUGUGUGAAAUAGAGGAGCUCACAGCGAAUCAGAAGCCUCCAUCUUCAGAGGUCAAAGUGGUGAAAGCACAGCUUCAAGAACAAAGGCUCCUGCAGCGCCUCCUAACAGACCGACGGAAAAGUAUACAAACUAUGAUGUCAGAGGGUCCUCGGAUAGUGGAGGCCCAUCCAGGAGAGAAGGGGGAUCAGGCUCGGGUCAAGCUCUGUGCUCUCAAAAAGAAGUGGGAGUCCAUACAAUGGGAGGAGAAUCAAAGGAGGGACAGUCUGGAGCGGAUUUUACCUCGGGCUCAACUCUUCCAGGAGGGCGUAGACAAUUUGCAGCACUGGCUUAUAUCUGUUGAGCAGGCCCUCACUGAACUACGAAAUGCUGAAAGAGUGAUGCUGCAUCCUUCAGAAGCCAUAGUGAGGGCUAAGGCAUUCGCUGAUGAGAUUCAGGCUAAAACUGCUGAGCUUGCAAAAGUUCAAAAAACAGGUCAAGAGCUCAUGGAAGUGAUCUCAGAGGAGGAGGAACACCAAGUCCGGGAGAAAUUAGAUGGACUUCGUAUCAGAUGCUCCGUGUUAAAUCUGAGUAGUCAGGACGUUCUCCAAAGGCUGGAACAGGCUCUGGAAGCCUCUAAUCGCUGUACAUCCAGCCAGGAGGACCUCCACGUGUGGCUGGGCCGAAUUGAGAGAGAACUCUUGGGUGCAGCAGGGGAACAGACACAUGCGGGAGAUGCAGUGUUAUGUGCGGCUGAAAGACAGCGGCUGGAACAGGCUGUAAUGAAAGAGGUGGCUUGGUUUAAGGACGCGGCGCUAAGACUUGAAAAGAUGAAAACUGUUCACCUGGAUCCAGACCUCAUAUCCGAACAACUCAAUGAGCAGAAGAUUUUGGCUGUGGAGAUUCUUCAGCACAGGUUCAACAUUGAGAAGAUGGCCAAAAUCGCUGAAAUCUUGCAAACAUAUAGCGAAGAAAGUGAAGCAGCGAAUCUGAAGACCCCAUUAGAUGCCUUACAGGAACAAUGCGCCACCACAUCAGCUACUAAUUCCCAUGGAGUUCUGCAGCUUGAGCAUGCUCAGUCAAUUCUUGUUCAGUUCUCAGAGGGCCUUACUGAGGUUUCACCAUGGCUAGAAGAAACACAAAACCUCGUGAUGCAGCUCUCCCUCACCCCGUUUAGCUUUGAUGCAUUCCGUGAGCAACAAGACCUUUUACAGUCCCUGAGAGAGUCAAUAGCUGAACAUCGGCCAAUGAUCUCACGAUUAUGCUCCUUGGCGAAACACCUGUCAGAGCUAAACCCAAUUCAGGGAGAGGGAUUUUGUCGCAAAGCGACUGAGGCUGAGGAGCGGCACCGAGCCAUCAGAGACCGUGUCAGGGAGACUGCCGUUCUACUUGAAGAGUCCUUACCCAGAUUCACUCAACUGAAUGAGCGGAUGGUUCUUCUCAGAGAAAAUCUCGAUCGCCUGCGCAGUCGCAUCCAAACUCCAACACCUCUUCAGUGCCUUACCCCGAGGAUUCAAGAGCAGCUACAUGACAACAAUUACAUCUUGUCUGAACUGUCCAAGUUGGAGCUUAGCCUCACAAAUGUCAAGACACACGCACAAGACUUGCUGACCAACACACAGCCGGCAGGGGUUACGUCCAUCGGCACAGCAAUCCAGGAGCAAGUCACCACUCUUUGCCAGCUGCUGGGUGAGAUGCACAGUCAGGUUCAAGAAAGGGAAAGCUGGUUGCUCAAACUGCUGGAUCUGUCCAUGAAGUUUUGGAGCGAUGUUGCUGAUGUCACAGCAGCCCUCAAUAAUGCUCAGCAGGCAGUUUUGGAUCUUAAUGCAAGCCAGACAGACUCUGAAACAAUCUGCCAGAGUUUAGAGACGAUGCAGACUCUCAGGGAGGAUAUCGACACUUUGCAAGGAGAUCUAGACACACUUGGUGUCCUCGGAAUGGAUCUGAUGUCAGCAUGUGGGGACACAGACAAACCGGAUGUCACAAAAAACCUGGACGAACUUUAUUGCCUGUGGAACAAUUUGAGUAAACUGUGGAAUGAAUGUCACGACAAGCUGGAGGAUUCCUUGCAGAUGGCCUUAAAUUAUCAAGACACUAUGCAGGGACUUUUUGAGUGGUUGAAAUCUGCAGAACUGAGGUCAACAGAAGAGUUUGUGGUUGGAACUUACCUGGAAUCAGUCAAAGAGCAGCUGCGGGAACUUAAGGAAUUUAAACGAGAACUUUACCAGAAAAAGAUUGAAAUAGAAAGCCAAAACCAUCGCUUUGUGAGUCGAUUGUCUCCAGGCUCAGAACGCCCAUGCUCAGUCUCACCCCUGUGCGACUUUCGACUGCGUUGGGACAGUCUGGAAUCAGAGACUGUCAGCAGACAGCAUCAACUGGAGUGUGCUCUACUAGGUCUGGGGCAGUUCCAAAACACACUGGAUGAGUUGCACACAUGGCUUGCCCAUACUGCUGAACAAUUGCAGGCCAAAAAAACAAUCGGCAUCGAACUGCAGGCUUGUGAAAUAGAGCUGGCCAAACACAAGGUCUUGCAUAAUGAUGUCAUGUCUCACGUUCGCACAAUGGAGUCCCUGAACCAGGCAGGCAAAGAGUUGCUGGAAGUUGGGUCCGGGGACUGUGCACAUGGUCUUCACUCUCGAUUGGACCAACUCAAUGAAAGCUGGGAGUUUGUUCGGUGUGAAACUGAACGGUAUCAGCUGGAGUUAGAGAACAGACUCAGUCAGGUGCAAGAUAUUACAAUGGGGAUUCAGGACCUCCUACAGUGGCUGGACAAUACAGACAUCAGAUUGCCAUCUUCCAAAUCCAUGUGGGGUAUGCCAGAAUCAACCACUGAGAGCCUUAAUGCUCAUUUGGAGUUGUGCAAUGAGAUGGAGUCAAAGCUUCACACUUACACCGAUGUGAAAAAUGCCAUUCAAAGAAUGCUGGAAAGCAGCAAUGUUGUGCCGGGAUUGAGUACAGAACACAGCCUGUCGAUCUUAGAACAAAGGUGGUCUUCUGUGUACAAUAAAGUUCAAGAGCGAAAGGUAAAGCUUAUGAAAGGCUUGAGUCUGGCCAAGGAAUUCCACAGUGACAUCCAGGACCUUCUCACCAAGAUGUCCAAGUGUAAGGAGUCUAUUGGACUCCUCCCAGCUCCCAGCUUUGUUCUGGACACAAUUAACAACCAACUGCAGGAUCAUAGAACACUGGUGGAUGAAGUGAAUGGUUACGCCGAGAAGAAGACCACAGUGGAGAGUGCUGGCAGUAGACUUGCUGAGUUUAGCAGGAAAGAGGAUUGCGAUGUCAUUCACAACCUCCUCAUGACUGUCCAAGAUCGCUACAAACAACUACUGCAGUGUAUUUCAGAGAGAGGCAUUAUGCUGGAGGAGGUCAAAAAGAAUGCCAAACAGUUUAAUGAAUCUUGGCGCCUCCUGGUGGACUGGAUGUUUGAGGUUGAAGAAACCUUAGACAACCAUAAAGAGAUCGCACCGUCACAUGAGGAGAUUAAACAACAACUAACUGAGCAGAAGGAGUUCCAGAAAGUGCUGAGAUCCAAGAGGCCUAUGUAUGAGGCGACACUAAAGAGUGGCCGCAAACUUUAUAAUAGAGCUCAAAGAAGCCAUGACCAACAGCACCUGGAAAACCUUCUGGCUGAACUGAAAGACACAUGGGACACAAUCAAUGGAAAGUCUAUGGAGAGACAACACAAACUGGAGGAAGCUUUGCUCUUCUCGGGAAGGUUCACAGAUGCUCUUCAAGCACUGAACAACUGGCUAUAUAGAGCUGAGCCACACUUAGCCAAGGAUGUUCCUGUCAGCGGAGACAAGGACGUGGUCAACAAUCUGAUAGACAAACAUAAAGCAUUUCAAAAGGAGCUUGGGAAGCGAGCAGGGUGCAUCAAGACCUUGAGGCGCUCUGUUAAGGACCUGACCAGGAGCAGCACGGCUGAUUCACACUGGCUGCAGGAGCAAAUGGAUGAACUGGAGGGCCGCUGGGAGGUGGUGUGCAAGCUGUCGGUCGGCAAACAGGACAGACUUGAGGCUGCACUUCAGCAGGCUGAGAAAUUUGAUGGCCUCGUCCAUUCUUUCAUGGAGCGUCUCACUGAGGUCGAGAGGCUUUUUAAAUAUGGAGUCAUACCAGAGGAAGUGGAAAGUUUGCUCGCCCUCCACUCAGACAAUGAGCAGACAAUGUUUACCUUAAAAACUCAAUCAACGGAGUUAGAGAAUAUCCAGUGUCUGGGUCAAAAGAUCCUCUCCUCUUGUCACCCAGACUCAAAAAUAACCCUCAAGUCCUGGAUGGGUGUCACCAAGACCCGCUAUGAAGAGGUUCUGACAUGGGCCCAGCAACAAGGCUUAAGGAUCCAGACCAUUUUAACUUUGAUGGAAGAAGAGAGAGAGGAAGUACAGCGGCUGUUGGAAUGGAUCUCUUCAGCACAAGAAGCUCUGAGCAUCAGAGAUGAAGAGCCUGUGCCCGAAAACACAGAGCAGAACCAAGAACUUAUUGAGCAGCAUUGUGUAUUCAUGGAGGAGCUAAACAAGAAGCUUCCCGAAGUUGAACAUGCAACAAAGUCGUGCAAACAUAAGAGUGUUUCUAAGCAGCAAGUUUCCCCCAGGAAACGACCAAUCGCACAGAGGCGGAGCACUCUGAAGUUUGCUCCUCCAGCACCACUCCCCCUGGAUCACCUUGACCCCCAGACCCCGCAGCUCAGUCAGCUGGUCAGUCAGUGGCAGAAACUUUGGCUCCUGGCACUAGCAAGACAAAAACAUCUUGAACAACACCGGCAAAAACUCAUCGAGAUAGAAGAAUUUGCCAACUUUGACUUUAACAUUUGGCGAAAACGCUACAUUCAGUGGAUAAGCCAUUUGAAGUCUCGCAUUCUAGAUGUCUUCCGAAACAUUGACCGGGAUCAGGAUGGACGAAUCAGCCAGAAAGAGUUCAUCGACUAUGUCCUGGCUUCGAAAUUCCCCACCAACUCGCUGGAAAUGAAUGCAGUGGCAAACAUCUUUGACGUGAACAGUGAUGGUUUCAUCGAUUACUAUGAGUUUGUGAGUGCGCUGCACCCCAGCAGAGAUCCUUACAGGAAAAUGCUCGAUGCAGAUCAAAUCACUGAAGAGGUGAGCCGUCAGGUGUCACAAUGUAAUUGUCCCAAGAGAUUUCAAGUGGAGCAGAUCAGUGCCAAUAGAUACAGAUUUGGAGAUUCCCAACAGUUGCGGAUGGUUCGUAUGUUGCGGAGCACACUGAUGGUCAGAGUGGGAGGAGGCUGGACUGCUCUAGAUGAGUUCCUGGUGAAGAAUGAUCCCUGCAGAGUAAAAGGCCGGACCAACCUGAAGAUCAAAGAGAAGUACUUGUCUCCCACAGGGAGCACCUCGAAAGGUUUGACCGUCAGCAGGUCCAACUCAAGCCUCAGUCUCUACAGCAGUGCCUCCGCCCCAACUAGCCCCAUGACACGCAAGGCUUUACUGCGCCGAAGCUUUUCAGGCGACCGUUGCGUUCGUCCUCGAAGUUCCAUUGCUGCAUUGGGAUCUGAACUCCUGUUUGUCACAACAGAGGGGCACACCUCUCUAUCACCAUCAGAAGAGGCCGAGGGGCUGCUUCCCACAUGAUUGCCUCAGCCUCCAAAUCUCCAAGUGUGCACUAAACCCAAACAGCCUUUGGCCGUGAAUGACAGACGCGAGAAGUAGGAGUGUUGUGUGCAAAAGCGCUGUAAAAGCAAACACAAAAAGCGGACACUGAAGAUAAAAUACAGAAGGUCAAAAUACAGAAAGAUCUGCAGCUUUGUGGUGUCUGUGGAAACCGAAGACCCUGAAACCGUCCUUUCAAGUGUGAAGAAUGGUCAUUUUUCAUACCCCAGCUCCUGUUCACGCAUGAGAAUAUAAUUGCAUUCGGAGUAGUGUUGUAAAGGUUUUGCAUGGAAACUUAAUGCAUGGUAGUCUUUUUUUUCUCGACGAGCAUCAUUUUCUGAUUUUAUUAUUACCUGAAUCAGAAAGUGUCAACUGCUUUGCAGCAAUUGUUUGUUUAACUUCAUAGUGGACUUUGGUGCUCGGCCAUGAACAUAUGUAU
Molecule: messenger RNA, 7620 nt
Organism: Hippocampus comes (tiger tail seahorse)
Lineage: Eukaryota; Metazoa; Chordata; Actinopteri; Syngnathiformes; Syngnathidae
Gene: macf1b
Product: microtubule actin crosslinking factor 1b
Exons: 40
Coding region: 861-7163 (2100 amino acids)
Biological process (GO): intermediate filament cytoskeleton organization; wound healing
Cellular component (GO): membrane; cytoplasm; intermediate filament
Molecular function (GO): calcium ion binding; microtubule binding; structural molecule activity
Source: RefSeq, a predicted model, not a curated record